This is a messenger RNA of Erpetoichthys calabaricus (reedfish), 2845 nucleotides long. RefSeq names its product transmembrane protein 200C, genome duplicate a (gene tmem200ca). Lineage: Eukaryota; Metazoa; Chordata; Cladistia; Polypteriformes; Polypteridae. The coding region runs from base 637 to 2310 and encodes 557 amino acids. The record is from RefSeq and is a predicted model, not a curated record. The transcript has 2 exons.
CCCGAGUUUCCAACAUCUUCACCGCAAAUUGGAUUUUCCGUUACUUUUGUCGACGGCCCGAUGAAACUGUUGUCUCCUCAGAUGACCCGCAGUGCCCAAGGACUGUCCACGCCCUCUUGACCCCGAACCCCAUGGUGGAUUUAAUGAAGGGACCCGCAACUAAAAAGGGGAGUUAAAAGACAAUUAUUCACAUCCUGCAGCAGCUUAUGUCCGUCACCACUCCUGUAUCAUAGCAACAGCAGCAGCAGCAGCAGCAGAAGAGAUCCAGGGGAAAAGCAGCAGGAUCCCCCGUCAGGCGGCAGCGCCAUUCCGAGUCUGGCAAAGCGGAGGCGCCGACCUCUGACAGACGCGGCUGCGCCAGCCAGCCUCCGGGAGACAUGCUAGACGUCCGUGGGAAAACUUACGCUUGCGUGGCCGCUGCUCCUGCUGCGUGCGGACCACAGGAGCGGGAGUGUGCUAGGAGCUGCAGCAGUGGAUCGCUGGGAUUAUCCUCCAGGAGAACGCGGGCCGUCUGUGCGCCAUGAAGAAAGAAACUUUCCGAAUAACCGAGAACACUGGAAUAUCACUCUUUCUCCGCUGGCCAAUUGCAUCUCGUCUUCCUCGGAUGACUGACUCCAUUGCCAAUAAAAAGUGACCAUGAUAGCAACUGGAGGUCUGCUACGGAUCUCCGCUAGAAGGCAAGAUUCUCUUCGUGCUAAGAACCGAGUACAAAACAAACGGAAAAAGAAAGCCAAAAAGAAAAGAAAGAACGAUGUGGUGGUUGUAAAGGGCAAAUUGAAGCUGUGCUCCAUCUCUGGGUUCAUUGCCGCUUUUGGAAUAUUGGUGCUUUUGGUAGGAAUAGCCAUGGCUGUAAUGGGGUACUGGCCAAAAAAUCACUCCAUCUAUAAAGAAGACUUUAGUCCUCCUAAAAGGCUGCAAAGCAGUAAAAGGAUUUAUGAUGCCAAGUUGUUUGCUCAGACAAACUGGUCACGGAGUAGCCAUGCAGUCUAUCAGCUUGACCUUGAUUUCCUAAAGGACAAUCAGACAAAUGCUACUGGAAUUGACGUUCCUCCUCCUUCUACAGGAUUUUUCUCACGCUUUCUGGCUAAAUAUUUACACUCUGACAAGCUUAAAGUUUUUGGCCCAUUAAUAAUGGGCAUUGGUAUAUUCCUGUUCAUUUGUGCCAAUGCUGUGCUUCAUGAAAACAGAGACAAAAAAACCAAGAUAAUCAACCUGAGGGAUAUCUAUUCUACGGUAAUUGAUAUACACAGUUUACGGACCAAAGACUGCACACCUUUGAACGGCUUUGUUAAUUAUGUGCAGUCCCGGGGUGUAGAUGUGAAAUCUGGGGGAUCUUACACAGCAGCUAUGUUAGUCAAAAGCUCCUGGCCUUCUACUGUUGGAGGGGCAUCCAGGGUGCAAGAUCAGGGAAGUAAUGUUCAAGCAAUGAGACGUCAGUCCCUGGCGAGAAGACCAAGUCUCUCUAGGGAAGGGUGGACUUUUACCGACACGGUGUAUAGUAUUUAUAAUGAACAAUCGAGGGCUAUCGAAAGGCCACCCAUUCCAAAAAAGUGGGAAACUACAUCUAUUGUCACUUCUUCCAUCAACGCUUUUACUCUUCCAAUGAUCAAACUAAACAAUUGUGGGGUGGAUGAAAAAAAUAACAAACAGUACAGUGAUGGUGCCAAAGAGGCUCCAGAAAUAAAAGCCAAACCAACUCCUUGUGAUUUCAAAGUGGUAAGCCAUGGGUGCAGUGAGGAUGAGCACACAAUGACAAAAGUAGAGACUUCGAAAACUGGGGUGUAUGUUUGUAAAGAUUUAGGACCAUUUUAUCAAAGCACAGGCAGCUUGCAAGAGGGAGUCCCUCGGGUUUCCCCGCAGGGAUCUCAGGUCCAGUUGCUCCCUUCAACCCCAGCUAGGAGAGCAAUGGGUUCCAGCCUUUCACUGGGAGCUUUGUCCUCCUUUUCAAAAUCAAUAGAUCUUGGUGAGUGUCUGUCAACUGCAAAUGAUUUGCAUGUGGAAAAAAGCAGACGUCCCAGCUGCCCUAGGCUGGAACGUUCAAAUAGUAAGGGCUAUAUAAAACUGGGAGAGGGAGAGGUGUCAUUUGAGUCCACUGAGGUUACUGCUGACGCAAGUCAAAUGUGUACAGACAAGUCCCCAAAGCAUGACGAUGAGGAAGACUGUACUAUUUCAGAUUCAGAGGAUAACACUGACAAUCUGCCCAAAGGAGGUCUGCGGCAAUACACAAACAGGGAAAAACUUCUAAUGAUUUCCAAGUCAAAUGCAGCAGUAGCAGUGGAUGAUGAGGAUAUUGAAAGCACUAGCAAUUGAAACAUCACAGAACUGCUCUAGUUUCUUGACUUUUUAAAAAGAUUUUAGAGUUCAAAAUGAUUGUGGACAAACUAGCAGAUAUGUGUCACUAUCCAAAGAAUUGCAGAAUGCCACAGGUAUGUCUACUGUUUAAAUGUGGGUCACUCCAAGCAAAAAAAAAAAAAAGAAAAGAAGAUACAAUAAUAAUUACCAAUUUUGUUGUAACGUUGAGCUGUGAUUGUAGAUUUCUUACAGAUUAACGGUGUAUAUUAACGGUAACAAUUGCACACACGUGGCUGUUACAUGUAUCUAAUUAGUUUGUCUUUUCUAACAAAGAAGUAUGUUCCACGACUACUUGCUAAAUGAAACGUUUGUAACUGGUUAUUUUAUUUCCUUUUUAACGUAAGAUAUGAGGUUUCCUUUUCUGCUAGAGACGUAACUGUUUUAAAAAUGUUACCAGACUUAGCAAUAUUAUCUGUAACGGAUUUUGACUGCUUGCCAAUAAUAUGUUGUUUGUAUUUCUGUCCUCCUCACAAAUAUAACCAGACUUCCUUAA